Fusarium keratoplasticum is the source of this 2121-nucleotide messenger RNA. RefSeq lists its product as uncharacterized. The transcript is spliced from 4 exons. Gene Ontology annotation, cellular component: chromatin. The record is from RefSeq and is a predicted model, not a curated record. Gene Ontology annotation, molecular function: zinc ion binding; RNA polymerase II cis-regulatory region sequence-specific DNA binding; DNA-binding transcription factor activity, RNA polymerase II-specific. Lineage: Eukaryota; Fungi; Ascomycota; Sordariomycetes; Hypocreales; Nectriaceae. Gene Ontology annotation, biological process: regulation of transcription by RNA polymerase II; DNA-templated transcription. The coding region runs from base 1 to 2121 and encodes 706 amino acids.
AUGGAUGAUGUUGUUUCCUACCCAAUCGCGGACAGCGAACAAGCAUUUUUGGACUCUUCAAUUCUACCGGGCGCUUCUGAGUUUGUUGGCUAUGCUCCCAUUGACUCUGAGCCUCAGAAUCCUCGUUCGGACCAAGACGGUGUCGACAAUGUCGAUACAUCUAUCACUUCAGAACCACUCCCUGGCAUGGUCCUCGAUUCUCUUGCAUUGGUUGACCUUCCGAGCCUCUCCUUCUAUGCCUUUGAUUUUACCUCAUCUCUUCCGUAUCCCUCAACAAACAUGCCGAGGAACCACCCGAGGUCUGCGCUGUCUCCCCCCACACAGAUUAGUCCAGAAGUGACACAGUUCGAGGAGGGAUGUCAAAGCGAAUCGACGGGGGGACCACCAUCCCAACAAAUUCAUGAUCAUGUUGUGCCGCCGAAACCUUACGUAUUCCCAGACGUCCAGUCCGAUCAACUACAGGCAUCAUUCAGUGGGAUCUACUGCCACAUCCCCCAUACGAAUCUACUGCAGCAAGCCCAUCAGAAGGCGUCCGAGUUCUUCUACUCUAUUCACGACCAUCAAGAACUGACUGGUGCGUUGGUGCCUACAUUUUUGCCCUUCUCGGCAUUCAACGCCUUCAUACAAUUAUACUUUGAGCAUUUCCACCCGAGCUGGCCUUUCAUCCACCCUUCGGCCCUCGCACAACCAGACACAUCCUGGAUUCUUCAUGUAGGGAUAGCUGCUGUUGGCGCACGAUAUGCCACUGCAGACACCAUGGAACUGUAUAUGUCGGCCAUGCUGGUUCUCCAUCGUGAUGCUAUUCUACAAAACCGACCGAAGUCACCGAAAGAAGGAGAGCUGACUUUCUCCCAAAGCGUUCUUCUGCAUCACAUUUCAUUGGCGUUUGGCGGAUCUCAACCCCAAUUGACCAACAUGUGCUUUGAACGAAGCAUCCUGACGACUCUAUGCCAUAACCGAAUUACUACAAUGACAUGGUUGCCUGACGAUGCUCAGCCGGCAAGUGCCGAUGGCCUGAGGUGGGAGACUUGGGUUGCUACUCAGAGUAAUUAUUGGCUCAUAUACAGCGCUUGGCUUUUCGAAUGCUUGAGCCAAAUUUUCUUCGGCAUGCGCCCUCUCAUGAACCUUGAAGACAUUGAUGUCCCUUUACCGGAGCAAGGAAGCGCAUGGAGUGCAGUUACUCGAUCAGACUGGGAAUCAGUUCUUGGCAAGCGGCCCGGUGGUCAGGCAUCGAAAAAGUCACUAAAAAAGGUUCUCUACGAUGCCGACUCCAUGCAAGAGAUUGUACCGGAAGCAGAUGGGUUCCUCCGACUCCUCUUUACAGCAACAUUGUUCGUUGAGGAGAACAUGGAGCUUCUCAGAACAAAAUCAUGGUUGGCGGAAGGGAUAUCGAAUCCCUCAUCACUGGCACGCAGCCGGACCCCAACUCAACCAUCCCUCGAAAGAGACACGCCUUUUCGCCUUCAGAAUCGCCUCAAGGCUAUGGACGCUGACUUCAAUCUCCUCCAACCCAACUUUACAGUCCAUCCGUUCGCCAGCGAUCUCUCCAUCAUGGAGGCUUGCAUGUAUCACGAAGUUCACAUCAUACGCCAUGUUCGCCUCAAGGGACUCUACGCAUUAACAGGGUGGCAAGCGAGCCAAACAUAUGUGGAUAUAGCCGAACGUGACUUCAAGUUAUGGCUCCAUGACCACCAACCAACGGUACGUACAUGCCUUUGGCAUGCCGCUACCCUAUUCGGUACUCUGCACUCUCGACGGCAUAUGACACUCUGGGAACCCCUGUGCUUCCUUACGGGGGCUAUAUAUAUCUGGGCAUAUCUCAAGCAUGCCGACAGCAAAACAAUUCAACCGUCAUCUUCCGAAAAUAUGAUUGAAAACCAGAAAGCAUUGCGCCUCGAUCGACUGACGAAAGAGGAUGAGCGGAAUGCUUGGAUUGAGCAUGGGUUCAACGGGAAUGUCCAUGUAACGGGCAUUGGCAACCUGAAUCCCGGGGAGCGUCCCAAUCGGGUCCUGGAGGAGUUACAUAGAUGCCUGAUUCCUCAAACUGGUACGGCAAAUCUUGCAGGCGGCAUCGCAAAGGCUGUCAUGCAGGUGUGCCGUGGUUUAUCACCAUCGUUUUAA